Molecule: messenger RNA, 1239 nt
Organism: Aspergillus calidoustus
Lineage: Eukaryota; Fungi; Ascomycota; Eurotiomycetes; Eurotiales; Aspergillaceae
Source: the annotation of a GenBank genome assembly
AUGGAGGUAGCCUCCAAACAGGCCGUACGGCUCCUCCGACCCUCCACCCUACGCUACUCUCCCCGACUUCUCCCCUCCGCCAUCCCAACAACACAAACAAGCCUCCGCCGAAGAAAUGUCUCGACGACACCCCGGAGAUCCGCUCCCGAGCCUUCGCUUCUCAGCCUAGGCUCGGCUUCCUCGCCGUCCGGGUCUCCGCCCACGUACUUUAGCAACCGACAGACGUUACCCAUGAACACGGUUGUGCGGUUCGUUCCUCAACAGACGGCAUGGAUCGUUGAGCGCAUGGGCAAGUUCCACCGGAUUUUGGAACCCGGUCUGGCGAUUCUGGUGCCGUUCUUGGACCGAAUAGCGUAUGUCAAGAGCUUGAAGGAGUCGGCGAUUGAGAUUCCGAGUCAGAAUGCGAUUACGGCCGAUAACGUGACGUUGGAGCUUGACGGAGUGCUGUAUACGAGGGUGUUUGAUGCUUAUAAGGCUAGCUACGGCGUAGAGGACGCUGAAUAUGCCAUCUCUCAACUUGCGCAGACGACGAUGCGAUCGGAAAUCGGUCAGCUUACGCUGGACCAUGUGUUGAAGGAGCGUGCGAUGCUCAACACCAACAUUACUCAGGCUAUCAACGAGGCUGCGCAGGCUUGGGGUGUUACGUGUCUGCGAUAUGAGAUCAGGGAUAUCCAUGCCCCGGAUGGGGUCGUGGAAGCCAUGCAUCGCCAAGUGACAGCUGAGCGUUCAAAGCGAGCGGAAAUCCUCGACUCCGAAGGUCAACGACAGAGCGCAAUCAACAUUGCCGAGGGCCGAAAGCAGUCUGUUAUUUUGGCCUCCGAAGCCGAUAAGAUCGAGCGGAUCAACCGUGCUACUGGUGAGGCUGAGGCGAUUAAAGCGAAGGCUGAUGCUACUGCAAAGGCCAUUGAAACCGUGGCCCAGGCUAUCGAGGCUGGCCAAUCGAGCGCUCACGGAGCUAUGAGCCUCACCAUUGCUGAGAAGUACGUUGACGCGUUCUCGAAACUCGCCCGUGAGGGCACAGCUGUUGUUGUCCCUGGAAACAUGGGCGACCUCGGCGGAAUGAUCGCAAACGCCAUGGCUGUUUACGGCAAAGUAAGCAGCUCACAGGCACGGAGUAUUGCGGCCAAGGCUCUCGGAGUUGAGGAUUCGGAGAAGACACCAGAGGCCAAAAACGAGGCUAAAGCGAAUGUUGCUGAGGAAGUCCUGGAAGGAUUCGAGCAGGCCCGCGAGAAAAACUGA